This is a messenger RNA of Carassius gibelio (silver crucian carp), 2388 nucleotides long. Its product is annotated as butyrophilin subfamily 1 member A1. The record is from RefSeq and is a predicted model, not a curated record. Lineage: Eukaryota; Metazoa; Chordata; Actinopteri; Cypriniformes; Cyprinidae. The transcript has 8 exons. Bases 387 to 1841 code for a protein of 484 amino acids. Gene Ontology annotation, molecular function: protein binding.
UCUGUUGUGUGCUGUAGGAGCGAUGAGACACUGACAGCAGCACAGCAGCUCCACAGUCUUCAGGUCUGCUGUCUGACAUUACUAUCAACUGAUGAAGAAAGAGAGGCAGAAUUAAACAGCAAUAAUGUUUACUGACCAAACAGGGGUUUGGAUUUGAUCAUUGUUACUGUGUAUGCUCGCUAGAGGCUGACAUUUUUUCAAGUAGGAGCAGCUGCAGGAGGAUUGGGGCCUGUCUUUGUGAACGGGUAGAUUGUGAAAGAGAAACUGAGGCAGGAUGUUCUCCUUUCGAUCUUAACUCUCGUAUUAACAUUUUGUUAAUAUCUAAUAAUCAUAUAAAUCAUUUCUUCAAAAAACUCCUGUGAACACAUUAAUGCUCAACUGAAGAGAUGAAGUUCAUUUGUUUGACUUUGCUGAUUUUUAGUGGAAUUACAGAUUCAGUAUCAGAGCGGUAUGAAGUCGUGGGAUCUGCAGAUACUGUUCUUAUUGUAGCUGGUGAAGAUGUGAUUCUGCCCUGUUCAGUCAAACCCAGCAUCAGUGUUGUGGACAUGAGAGUGGAGUGGUUUAGAUCUGAUCUGAAAGACACACAACUAGUGCAUCUUUAUGAGGAUCAUGAAGACAGAAACAGAGAUCAGAUUCAAUCCUACAGAGAGAGAACAAAACUGAAUCAUCAAGAACUACAGAGAGGAGAUGCAUCACUCAAACUCUCAUCAGUCCGAGUCUCUGAUGAAGGACUUUAUAAGUGUUUUAUUGAGUCCAAAUCUUGGUAUGAUGAUACCACUGUUGAUGUCAGAGUUGAGGCUGUAGGACGUCCUCCAGUGAUCACUGUAGAUGGGUUUGAUCAUUCAGGAGGGCUUCAUCUUCAGUGUGAAUCUGAAGGCUGGUAUCCUGAACCUGAUCUUGAGUGGCUGGACAGUAAAGGAGUCAGUUUGAGUUCGGAAACUACAGAGACACACAGAAACACAGACAGAUUCAGUGUGAAACAUACCAUUACUGUACAUCACAGUGACAAGAUUCACUGCAGAGUCAGACUGAGACAUCACAUGAUUGAGGCACUGAUUAUCAGCUCAAGUAAUAUGUUUAGUUCUUGGAGGACUUCAGUCAUCAUGAUUUCAAUUGCUGUUGUGCUCAGUGUGAUUGUUGGAAUACUGACAGCUGUGUUUGCUCGUAAAAACAGAGAUUACGAUCGACUACAGAAUGAGAAGAGAACACUACAGAAUGAGAAGAGAACACUACAGAAUGAGAAGAGAAGACUACAACAUGAAAGUGAUCAACAUUUACAACUUCUGAAGACAAUCAUACCCAAAGUGAAUGUGAUUCUGGAUGCUGAUACGGCUCAUCCUCGUCUCAUCGUGUCUGAUGAUGGGAAACAAGUGAGAGAUGGAAAGAGACAAACAGAAAGACUGGAUGGAGAUAAAGACAGAUUUAAUAAUUAUCUUGGUGUUCUUGGGAAGGAUGGAUUCUCCUCGGGGUGUUUUUACUUUGAGGUGCAGGUGAAUGGACAAACUGAGUGGGAUUUAGGAGUGACCAGAGAAUCUGUGAACAGGAAGGGGUCGAUCAUUCUGAGUCCUGAGGAUGGAUACUGGAUUGUGGGUCAGUAUGAAGGGGGGUAUUGGGCUUAUGAGUCUUCAUAUGUCUCUUUUUCUCGGAGUAUGAAUCCUCAGAGGAUCGGUGUGUUUGUGAAUUAUGAGAAGGGUCUCAUCUCCUUUUGUGAUGUUGAGUCCAUGUCUCUUAUCUACUCUUACACGAAUCAAUCUUUUAAUAAGAAACUCUUUCCAUUUGUUAGUUUGGGGUAUACAAGUAAUGUAAACCCCAUUCCACUGAUUAUCUGUGAUGAUUACUAAUGAGAUCAGUGACUGAAUUUACAUGAUCCACAGAAAUAAACCAAAAUACAAUUUAAACAGUGUAACAGUAAUAAAUAUUAAAUAUGAUUUGCACUUCCAGUCAAAAAUAUGGCCACACAAGGGUGAUUUUAUGUUUUCUGUGAUCUUAAAAUGUUUUGGUUUUAAGACUUCUGCUUUAAAUGUGUAAAAUUACUUUUUUUGUAAAUAAAUAUAAAUAAUGCCUAUAUAUACAUAUGAAUUUCUUUAUGAGACAGAGGUUUUACUUUAUGAUGAAUAAUGUUUUGAUCUGUAGAUGAUGAAUGAAAAGCAUCAUGAAGAGCUCAUCAGUUAACAGUUUUUCCUUUAAAGGGACAAUAAGUAACUUUUUAGGUAUUUUAUUAUCUAAAAUCAAUAUUUUUAUUCAUAAAUAUGCCCUCAAUGGUGUACAAAUACCUAUGCCAAUGUUUAAAGGUCUAUUGGCUAUUGUAAGGCAAUUGUAGCGAAGUGCAGACCGCUUUCAGUUUAUGUGAAGAUCUAGUUAUACAUUUUGUUUUAGACAAUAUGAUGC